Physeter macrocephalus (sperm whale) is the source of this 5033-nucleotide messenger RNA. It is a transcript of the gene PHIP, whose product is annotated as pleckstrin homology domain interacting protein. Gene Ontology annotation, biological process: cytoskeleton organization; regulation of transcription by RNA polymerase II; regulation of cell shape. NCBI's taxonomy places the organism in Eukaryota, Metazoa, Chordata, Mammalia, Artiodactyla, Physeteridae. Gene Ontology annotation, cellular component: nucleus. The transcript has 38 exons. Gene Ontology annotation, molecular function: protein binding. The record is from RefSeq and is a predicted model, not a curated record. The coding region runs from base 120 to 5009 and encodes 1629 amino acids.
UGGAGCCGAGGCUCGGCUCGUGAACACACAGUGACAGCUAUAGGGCAGGCGGCGGCACCAUCCCCGCUUCCACUCGGCGGCGGGGUGUCCCGCCGGCGGCCCCGAAGUGACCCAUAAACAUGUCUUGUGAGAGGAAAGGCCUCUCGGAGCUGCGAUCGGAGCUCUACUUCCUCAUCGCCCGGUUCCUGGAAGAUGGACCCUGUCAGCAGGCGGCUCAGGUACGGCGGCGCGCGGCGCGGGCCGGGCCGCUGCUGCCCCGGCGCACCGACUGGACCGGGAAGGAGCAUCCCAGGACCUACCAGAAUCUGGUGAAGUAUUACAGACAUUUAGCACCUGAUCACUUGCUGCAAAUAUGUCAUCGACUAGGACCUCUUCUUGAACAAGAAAUUCCACAAAGCGUUCCUGGAGUACAAACUUUAUUAGGAGCUGGAAGACAGUCCUUGCUACGCACAAAUAAAAGCUGCAAGCAUGUUGUGUGGAAAGGAUCUGCUCUGGCGGCAUUGCAUUGUGGAAGACCACCAGAGUCACCAAUUAACUAUGGUAGCCCACCCAGCAUUGCGGAUACUUUGUUUUCAAGGAAGCUGAAUGGAAAAUACAGGCUUGAGCGACUGGUUCCCACUGCGGUGUAUCAGCACAUGAAAAUGCAUAAAAGAAUUCUUGGACACUUGUCAUCUGUGUACUGUGUAACUUUUGAUCGAACUGGCAGACGGAUAUUUACUGGUUCUGAUGACUGUCUUGUGAAAAUCUGGGCAACAGAUGAUGGGAGAUUAUUAGCUACUUUAAGAGGCCAUGCUGCUGAAAUAUCAGACAUGGCUGUAAACUAUGAGAAUACCAUGAUAGCAGCUGGAAGUUGUGACAAAAUGAUCCGAGUCUGGUGUCUGCGAACAUGUGCGCCUUUGGCUGUUCUUCAGGGCCACAGUGCAUCUAUAACGUCACUACAGUUCUCACCAUUGUGCAGUGGCUCAAAGAGAUAUCUUUCUUCUACUGGGGCAGAUGGCACUAUUUGUUUUUGGCUGUGGGAUGCUGGAACCCUUAAAAUAAAUCCGAGACCUGCAAAAUUUACAGAGCGCCCUCGGCCUGGAGUUCAAAUGAUCUGUUCUUCUUUUAGUGCUGGUGGAAUGUUUCUGGCCACAGGGAGCACAGAUCAUAUUAUUAGGGUUUAUUUUUUUGGAUCAGGUCAGCCAGAGAAAAUAUCAGAAUUGGAGUUUCAUACUGAUAAAGUUGACAGUAUCCAGUUUUCCAACACUAGUAACAGGUUUGUAAGUGGCAGUCGUGAUGGGACAGCACGUAUUUGGCAAUUUAAACGAAGAGAAUGGAAGAGUAUUUUGCUGGAUAUGGCUACUCGUCCAGCAGGCCAAAACCUUCAAGGGAUAGAAGAUAAAAUCACAAAAAUGAAAGUAACUAUGGUAGCAUGGGAUCGGCAUGACAAUACAGUUAUAACUGCAGUUAAUAACAUGACUCUGAAAGUUUGGAAUUCUUACACCGGUCAACUAAUUCAUGUCCUGAUGGGUCAUGAAGAUGAGGUAUUUGUUCUUGAGCCACACCCGUUCGAUCCAAGAGUUCUCUUUUCUGCUGGUCAUGAUGGAAACGUGAUAGUGUGGGAUCUGGCAAGAGGCGUCAAAAUUCGAUCUUAUUUCAAUAUGAUUGAAGGCCAAGGACAUGGUGCAGUAUUUGACUGCAAAUGCUCUCCUGAUGGUCAGCAUUUUGCAUGCACAGACUCUCAUGGACAUCUUUUAAUUUUUGGCUUUGGCUCCAGUAGCAAAUAUGACAAGAUAGCAGAUCAAAUGUUCUUUCACAGUGAUUAUCGGCCCCUUAUCCGUGAUGCCAACAAUUUUGUAUUAGAUGAACAGACUCAGCAAGCACCUCAUCUCAUGCCGCCGCCUUUUUUGGUUGAUGUCGAUGGUAACCCUCAUCCAUCAAGAUAUCAGAGAUUAGUUCCUGGUCGUGAAAAUUGCAGGGAGGAGCAACUCAUCCCUCAGAUGGGGGUAACUUCCUCAGGACUGAACCAAGUUUUAAGUCAGCAAGCAAACCAGGAGAUCAGCCCACUGGACAGUAUGAUUCAAAGACUACAACAGGAGCAAGACCUGAGACGUUCUGGUGAAGCAGGUAUCAGUAAUACCAGCCGUUUAAGUAGAGGGUCUACAAGUUCUACCUCAGAGGUUCAUUCACCACCUAACGUAGGACUAAGGCGUAGUGGUCAAAUCGAAGGUGUACGGCAAAUGCAUAGUAAUGCACCAAGAAGUGAAAUAGCCACAGAGCGGGAUCUUGUAGCUUGGAGUCGAAGGGUGGUAGUACCUGAGCUAUCAGCUGGUGUAGCCAGUAGGCAAGAAGAAUGGAGAACUGCAAAGGGAGAAGAAGAAAUAAAGACUUACAGAUCAGAAGAGAAAAGAAAACACUUCACAGUUCCAAAAGAGAAUAAAAUGCCCACUGUCUCAAAGAAUCAUACUCAUGAACAUUUCCUGGAUCUUGGAGAAUCCAAAAAGCAGCAAGCAAACCAACACAAUUAUCGUACGAGAUCUGCAUUGGAAGAGACUCCCAGACCUUCAGAAGAGAUAGAAAAUGGCACUAGUUCUUCAGAUGAAGGUGAAGUUGUUGCUGUCAGUGGUGGAACGUCUGAAGAGGAAGAGAGAGCGUGGCAUAGUGAUGGCAGUUCUAGUGACUACUCCAGUGAUUAUUCUGACUGGACAGCAGAUGCAGGAAUUAAUCUGCAGCCACCAAAGAAAGUUCCUAAGCAUAAAACCAAGAAAGCAGAAAGCAGUUCAGAUGAAGAAGAGGAAUCUGAAAAACAGAAGCAAAAACAGAUUAAAAAGGAAAGAAAGAAAGUAAAUGAAGAAAAAGAUGGACCAGUAUCACCAAAGAAAAAGAAGCCCAAAGAAAGAAAACAAAAGAGAUUGGCUGUGGGAGAACUAACGGAAAACGGUUUGACAUUAGAAGAAUGGUUACCUUCAACAUGGAUUACAGAUACUCUCCCCCGAAGAUGUCCAUUUGUGCCACAAAUGGGUGAUGAGGUUUAUUAUUUCCGACAAGGACAUGAAGCAUAUGUUGAAAUGGCCCGGAAAAAUAAAAUUUAUAGUAUCAAUCCCAAAAAACAGCCAUGGCAUAAAAUGGAACUACGGGAACAAGAACUGAUGAAAAUAGUUGGCAUAAAGUAUGAAGUGGGAUUGCCUACCCUUUGCUGCCUUAAACUUGCUUUUCUGGAUCCUGAUACUGGUAAACUGACCGGUGGAUCAUUUACCAUGAAGUACCAUGAUAUGCCUGAUGUUAUAGAUUUCCUAGUCUUGAGACAACAAUUUGACGAUGCAAAAUAUAGGCGGUGGAAUAUAGGUGACCGUUUCAGAUCAGUCAUAGAUGAUGCCUGGUGGUUUGGAACAAUUGAAAGCCAGGAACCUCUUCAGCCUGAGUACCCUGAUAGUUUGUUUCAGUGUUACAAUGUUUGCUGGGACAAUGGAGAUACAGAAAAGAUGAGUCCUUGGGAUAUGGAGCUUAUACCUAACAAUGCUGUAUUUCCUGAAGAACUAGGUACCAGUGUUCCUUUAACUGAUGUUGAAUGCAGAUCAUUGAUCUAUAAGCCUCUUGAUGGUGAAUGGGGUUCCAAUCCCAGGGAUGAAGAAUGUGAAAGAAUUGUUACAGGAAUAAACCAGUUGAUGACACUGGAUAUUGCUUCAGCAUUUGUGGCUCCUGUGGAUCUUCAAGCCUAUCCCAUGUAUUGCACUGUAGUGGCAUAUCCAACGGAUUUAAGUACAAUUAAACAAAGACUGGAAAACAGGUUUUACAGACGGGUUUCUUCCUUAAUGUGGGAAGUUCGGUAUAUAGAGCAUAAUACACGAACAUUUAAUGAGCCUGGAAGCCCUAUUGUGAAAUCUGCUAAAUUUGUGACUGAUCUUCUUCUACAUUUUAUAAAGGAUCAGACUUGUUAUAACAUAAUUCCACUCUACAAUUCAAUGAAGAAGAAAGUUUUGUCUGACUCUGAGGAAGAAGAAAAAGAAGACACUGAUGUGCCAGGAACUUCUACCCGGAAAAGGAAGGACCAUCAGCCUAGAAGAAGAUUACGUAACAGAGCACAGUCUUAUGAUAUUCAAGCAUGGAAGAAACAGUGUCAAGAAUUGUUAAAUCUCAUAUUUCAGUGUGAAGAUUCUGAGCCUUUCCGCCAGCCAGUAGAUCUUCUUGAAUAUCCAGACUACAGAGACAUCAUUGACACUCCAAUGGAUUUUGCUACCGUUAGAGAGACUUUAGAGGCUGGGAAUUAUGAGUCACCAAUGGAGUUAUGUAAAGAUGUCAGACUUAUUUUUAGUAAUUCCAAAGCAUAUACACCAAGCAAAAGAUCAAGGAUUUACAGCAUGAGUUUGCGCCUCUCUGCUUUCUUUGAAGAACACAUUAGUUCAGUUUUAUCGGAUUAUAAAUCUGCGCUUCGUUUUCAUAAAAGAAAUACAAUAACCAAAAGGAGGAGGAAAAGAAAUAGAAGCAGCUCUGUUUCCAGUAGUGCUGCAUCAAGCCCUGAACGGAAAAAAAGGAUCUUAAAAGCCCAGUUAAAGUCAGAUAUUGCUACCUCUCCAUUCUCUGCACCUACACGAUCAAUACCACCAAGGCACAGUGCUGCUCAGAUAAAUGGUAAAACGGAAUCCAGUUCUGUAGUUCGAACCAGAAGCAAUCGAGUGGCUGUAGAUCCAAUUACCAGUGAGCAACCAUCCACUUCUUCAGCAGCGAAGACUUUUAUUUCGAAAGCUAACACAUCUGCAGUGCCAGGGAAAACAAUUCUAGAGAAUUCCAUGAAACAUUCCAAAACCUUGAGUACUCUUUCAAGUCCUGGUCAGUCCAAUUUUAGUCAUGCCACUAGGAAUAAUUCUACAAAAGAAAACAUGGAAAAGGAAAAGCCAGCCAAACGUAAAAUGAAAUCAUCUGUGCUCUCAAAGACAUCCGCUCUCUCGAAGUCAUCAGCUGUCAUCGAGCAAGGUACCGUAGAUCUUACAAAUGGUGGUUCUAUUGGCGAUAACAUUUAUAUCCACUUUUAGGUUGCUCAUUUAAAAGUCACACAU